UUCAAUACCAAGGUCUGCACUCGGAAGGAAGAUCACAGUCUUUCCGUAUAGUGCGUUUCGAUCAACUACUUUUUAAAGUAUUGUUAACAAACACGUAGGAUUUUUGAUCGAAAACGUACAUUAUUUUCUUCAUUAUUAAAAUUAAACAUCCUCCUACGUCGUUUAAUAUUGUAAAAAAAAAAAAAUAAUAAUGAAAUUUAGAAUAUGGUAAAAACAAGUGGAAGUGAAGGUUUAGUGUUGUAAUUCGAAUAAUAAAAAGGAAAGAAAGAAAAAAUUUUUUGUUUGUCUUCGUUAAAAGCAUUAAUUACUGAAAAAAAGUAAUUAAUCAAAAAAAAAAAAGAUAGAAUGGAAAAAUAUCGUCAAUGGGGUGUCAUUUUCGUGAUCAUAGCUGCAUGUACUUGCGGAGUGCGUACAGAAUGUGAAUCACGAGGACACAUUUCUUUAUUGACGAGCAUUCACGAUGACGCACCCUGUAAAAAAAUAUCAACUAAAGGUGUUUUGCUUUACGAGGCCGCUAAAUUAUUGAUGGAGAUUCAUAACAAUAAAUCUAAUACUAUGGAUAUUGAUAUAGCGGUUUUCGAUACAUGUGGCAGCAUCACAGGUGCAUUGAAAGCUUCCAUGAAAGCUUUAGUUUCAGCGGACAUUAAUUGUUUGCAAGCUCCUCAUUAUUUGGGUAUAAUUGGUCCUGAUACACCAACAAAUGCCGAAGCUGUUCACAAAGUAACAUCUGUGUUAAAGAUACCACAUAUUGUGAGAAAAGCAUCUAACGCGCCAUAUCUUCAUCAACUCAUUCACGAAUCCGAUUCCUAUUUGGUAGAGGGAGUUUUAAAAGUCAUUGAAAUGCUAAAAUGGAAAUCAUUCACAUUGGUGGCUAAUAGUGACGAAGAUUUAGAUGAUGAUGUACAGAAUAUUGCUAAGAAAUUAACUAUGGCGGCUAUUGCAAAGAACUUGUGCGUUAUUGUUCACAAUGAUGACAACGAUGACGAUAAUGAGAAAGAUAAAGAUUAUACGUCGCAUGUUGUUCAUAUUGGACAACCUGACGAAGGAUUCUUUAAUAAACUAGUAAACGCAACUAUUCUUAUUGUUAGUGAAGGAAAUCUCGAUGAACAUGUUAAUAAUCUUGAUACAUCUAACACCAUAUUACUUUUGGAAGAUUCAAGAGAAGAAUUACCUGGACUCGAAGCAAGGGUCGAUAAAUCAAAAUGGUGGUCUCACGGUGAAGGAACAGGAAAAUAUGACGCCGAGGAGUUAAGAGAAGUGAGAUGGCUCGAAGAUGCUAUUGAAAUUUAUACUAAAGCAAUCGAAUCAGUAUGUAAAAAGAAAAAGUGCAAGAAUCCAAUGAACUCCGUAGAUUGGAACAACAUUCUAUCGAAUGUAAUUAUAUCGCAUAAUGCAGAAUCACAAGAGGCACCUCAAUCUCUUGAUCUUUUGAUAAAAAAGAAAGAUUCCAAAUUAGAUAAUCUAGGUAACGUCAUUAUACAAAAGAAUAAAGUAAAGAUACAAUGGGAAGAAGAUAACGAUGAUGACGAUGAUAAAAAUGAUGAUAAUAAGGAUGACGAUGACGAAGAUGAUGACGGUAUUCCUGAUGUUUUUGAAAAAAUUAUAUCAGAGGAAAAAGGGACUCCAGUUGGAUGUGCAACGAAAGAAAUGAAAAUGCUUCAUGAACAUGAACAUGAUUCUACGCAUGUUCUCGUUACUGAAAUGGAUGACAACGAAUGGUGGACUAUGGUCGGUACUGUCAGUGGCGUAGGAGUUGCAAUGUUCAUCGUUGGUAUUCUUGCUGUUUACAUUGUGUAUACCAAUAUCCGAGGUCCUGUACAGAAAAAUAACAAAUCUCGUCUUGAGAGAGACACGAGCUUAAGAAGAGUCGGUAGUGAUAGAGAAUUACCAACAACUGGUCGUAAUACAAGACAAGCUCGUGGUCCUCAAAGGAGAGACAGUAACAGAAGCAUCAGAAGUAAUAUUUCCGAUAAAAGUGUUUAAAAACAUAAUACUUACAGAACAUGUAAGGCUUCUCUGUAAAAAAAAAAAAAAAGAAAAAAAAUUAAUAUUAUAAACUCGAUUAAAACGAGUGCAAUUAAAUCCUUGUAGAAAUAAAAUGAAAAAGAAAUUUUCUUAGUAGUCGAUGGCAGAUAAAAAAGCAGAAAAAAAACGAAAUUAUAUCUCGAGUAAUUUAUUGCAAAUAAUAACUCUUAUGCGUCAUCAACUGAAUAUAUUAAACGAUUGAUUUAUUCUAUCAA
Molecule: messenger RNA, 2240 nt
Organism: Polistes dominula (European paper wasp)
Lineage: Eukaryota; Metazoa; Arthropoda; Insecta; Hymenoptera; Vespidae
Source: RefSeq, a predicted model, not a curated record